Messenger RNA from Prosopis cineraria, 2044 nucleotides. RefSeq names its product UPF0481 protein At3g47200-like. The transcript is spliced from 3 exons. The record is from RefSeq and is a predicted model, not a curated record. NCBI's taxonomy places the organism in Eukaryota, Viridiplantae, Streptophyta, Magnoliopsida, Fabales, Fabaceae. Bases 346 to 1770 code for a protein of 474 amino acids.
UUAAGACAUCCUUCCAUCUACCAAAUCCCACGAAAGUCAAUUUUUCUCUUUAAUAAUGUUGAUGUGAAACGCCUGGGCCUCUCAGCUCGGAAAUUUACUAUUCUUCUUUACCAAAAGAAUCUAUAUAACCAGGCUUGUUAUUGUGUCGUCUUCAGUAUCAUCCACCGAGAUCCUGACCAAGAUACACACACCUACUCUCUCUCUCACUCCCCUCCCCUCUCUCUCUCAAAAAAGAGUCACAGAAAUCAGCCCUGCAACUCAAAUUUCAGACUAUACGUAUCCAAGGCACAAAUUAAAGAUCAUUUUCUGAGAAGAGACAGCAAACUGUUCCAGGUGAGGAUAUCGAUGGCGUAUUGUGAAUCAUCAAGACCCAUUUAUCAGAUGUUGUGUCACAUUAUCGACAUAAAUAAGGAACCAGAAGAUCUGAACACGUCCAAGUGUAACAUCUACAGAGUCCCAUGUAGUCUUCGGAACGUGAACGAGGAAGCUUGUACUCCUCAGUUGAUUUCCAUUGGACCCCUUCACUUUGGCGGUCAAAAUCUAAAACCAAUGCAACACCAGAAGCUACUAUACUUUGGUUACUUCUGGGAUCGUGUCAAAAAUGAGGAAGCCAUGAAGGCCUACAAAGAGUACCUUGAAGCUGAAGAGAAAGCUAUACGCCUCUGUUAUGCAGAAAAGUUUCCCUCCAUCACUAAGGAAAAGUUCGUGGAAAUGAUUCUUUUGGAUUCUGUUUUCAUAAUCGAGCUUUUUCUGAUGAUAAGAAAACCAGAACAUCACCAAGAUGAUAUCAUAUUGAAACAAACAUGGCUGAAUAAAGGUAUCCAGAGGGACUUGUUGCUGCUUGAAAACCAGAUACCAUUGUUCAUCUUGGAUAGGCUGUAUACAACUGUGGUUCCAGAAGCUGAAAGGCGUGGCAAGUUUAUUGAACUGGCCUAUGAUUACUUCAGGUGCUUUCAUCCUUAUAAAAAAAGCAAAUCGUAUCACGAUGAAGCUGAGAAACCAAAUGGGUACCAGCAGGAGUGUUCGUUUAGGUUUGGCUUAGCACAACAUAACUGGAAGAAUGAACCAAAACAUUUUACUGACAUGAUCAGGUACUUCUACAUCUAUGAGAAUCUCACUCAGCGUGAAAAAGGGUUGUCUUCUAAUGUUCUGAGGACUGCAACGAAGCUGCGAGAAGCAGGAGUGAGCUUCGAGAAAGUUUAUGACAAAAACUUGCUUGACAUAAAGUUCAAGAAACUUUCAAUCUUGAGCUGGUUUCUGUUCUUGGGUUGCAUACCAAAAUUCACAUACUUCAAAGCUCGUUUACAAAUUCCACAGUUAAAAAUAGACAACACAACAGAAUGUAUUCUGAGAAACCUCAUAGCCUUUGAGCAGUGUCACUAUGCAGAUCAACCUUACAUCUGCAACUACGUCUCCUUCAUUGACUCUCUCAUUCACACCAAAGAUGAUGUUGAUUUGCUGGUUGAGAAAGAAGUUAUUAUCCAUGAACUUGGGAGCGACAAGGAAGUAGCAACUUUGGUGAAUAGUCUCUGCAAACACGUUGUGGUGGACAAGACGUGCUAUAAAGACAUUAUAAAUGAUCUGAAUGGACAUUACCAGAAGGUUUGGAAUCGUACAAUGGCUUUGUUGAGGUUGGUAUACUUCAGAGAUGCUUGGAGAGCAAGUUCUACUUUGGUCGGAAUUGCUGUCCUCGUAUUCACAAUCUUCAACUUUUGCCGAGUUGUCAGAUUGGUCCUUGACCUCGAUCAAAUUAAAGGCAACCCUAAUUAGUUGUGAUGCAGCAUAGCAUGUUUGAAUUAUUAAGUAACUAAAAUGACAGUGUAAUGUUAUAAAUAACGUGAGAAGAUCUUCAUGAGCCUUUUCCUAGGAUUUCAUGGUGGACAAAGUUAAUUAGUUGCAGAAGAACCUUGUUUUUGUGUUUUGUUCGGAGUUUGGUGAAUAAUAUGCAAUCUUAGUAAUAUGUAUUAUUAGUCUGAAUCUGAUUGUAGAAGUUUAUGUCUUCAAUAAUCACUUAUGUAAAUAAAGUACUCAUGUUUCUACUUAA